This is a messenger RNA of Chelonus insularis, 1892 nucleotides long. RefSeq names its product N-acetylglucosamine kinase (gene Nagk). The coding region runs from base 560 to 1822 and encodes 420 amino acids. The transcript is spliced from 8 exons. Lineage: Eukaryota; Metazoa; Arthropoda; Insecta; Hymenoptera; Braconidae. Gene Ontology annotation, molecular function: N-acetylglucosamine kinase activity. The record is from RefSeq and is a predicted model, not a curated record.
AAAAGAGUUAAAAAUCGAACAUAAUUCUAUUUUUCAAUUCACUUUAGAGCAAAAAUUCAAAAAAAAAGUCAACGAAAUAACUUCUUAUAACGGCAAAAAAAGUUUCAAAUUAUGCAGUACAAAUAACAUUUAUUUGAUUAACUAUUCAACUUUGUUGCAUCAAUAUCAGUUUAAUUUUUCUUCGAAAUUAAUCGUAAAAAGAUAAACUUUGAUAUUCAGUGUUGGACAGAGAGAGGCAAAAACGUGGAGAAUGUAGUGAGAGGCGCAAAGGGGUGAGGAGGCAAUAUGAUGCUUUAAUGUCUAGACACAGUAAAUUGACUGGGAAGUACACGCUGGUACACACGCCGUGUACCACACACAAGUGACAGCUGUCAUUGCUUGGUACAAAUUUUGGUUCAUCCUGUUCAAUAUUUUUAGAGCUUUCAAUACCAACAAAUCAUUUCAAUUGAUGAAAGGAACUCAAAAUCAACUGGUUGUGGAAAUUGAUUAUUGUGUCUGUGUGAUAAGUUAAUCAACAUUCAAAAAUUUCCGGGACGAACCGAUUGGUCCAAGUAGACGCAUGUCGCAAAUAAAAGCGGAAAAAUCAAAGAUUCCUCAGACGAAGGAAAUAUCAGUCAAUGAGAAUCAUUUAUCUACAAUAUUUUCAAAAAAAGUAAAAAUUGAAAUGGAAGAAGAAAAGAAAAAAGAAAGAUUGUUAAUGAACUCAGAAAAAAUUGCUUCAAAUAGCAAUGAUAAGAUAAUAAUUGGCGGAAUUGAAGGGGGCGGUACUCACUCUACUUUAAUAAUAAUGGAUGGAUACGGCACUCAGCUGACUUAUAUUACAGGACCUGGUACUAAUCAUUGGGCUAUUGGAAUGAAAGAAACUGCUACAAGGAUAAAUGAAAUGAUAGAGAAAGCAAAAGAAAAUUUAAAAAUUCCUUCAGCACGAGCUUUAGAUUCUUUAGGUUUGUGUUUAAGUGGAUGUGAAGAUGAAAAAACUAAUCAAGAACUGAUAAAGACUCUGAAUGAAGAUUUUCCUCAUUUGAGUAAAAAUUAUAUUGUUGGAUCUGAUACUAUGGGAAGCUUAAAGACUGGUUCUGAUAAUGGAGGAAUAGUUCUUAUUGCGGGAACAGGUAGUAAUGCAUUAUUAAUUAACCCUGAUGGAUCUACACAUGGAUGUGGUGGCUGGGGUCAUAUGAUGGGCGAUGAAGGUGGAGCUUUCUGGAUUGCUAGAAAAGCCUGUAAAUAUGUAUUUGAUGAUAUUGAUGGUUUGGAGAAGGCACCAUAUCCUAUUUCCUAUAUCUGGCCUGCAAUGAGAACAUUUUUUCAUGUAGCUAAUAGAAAUGAAAUGUUAACUCAUCUCUAUACCAACUUUGAUAAAAGCAAAUUUGCCAUGUUCACCAAGGAAUUAGCUACUGGAUGUGAAAAUAAUGAUUCUCUUUGUAAACUGCUAUUUAUUCAAGCUGGACAGUAUCUCGCACGACAUGUGAACGCCCUUGCCAGCAAAGCUCAUAAUGAGUUGAAACUGGCUACUGGUGGUUUGAAGGUCAUCUGUGUUGGAUCCGUUUGGAAAUCAUGGUGUUUCAUGGAAAAAGGUUUUACUAAAGAAAUUCACGAAGGUCAACAGGUCGAUGAAUUGACUCUUCUUCGUCUGAAAGCCCCUUCGGCUAUCGGAGCAUGUUAUGUCGCAGGGGAAAAAAUUUCAUGUGAAAGUCUAGUAAAAACACACAAUGAAAAUUCCGAGGCGUUCUUUUAUUUUAAACGAGGGUUAGAACCAACCAACGGAUCAUCAAUCAUUGCGAUCGAUAAAUACUGCGAAGCUGUUCGAGUGUCUGUUUCAUAAAAUAAUUUUUAAUAUUAGACUGGUAAAUAAAAGUAAAACUCAAUAAAUAAAUUUCAAAAUUAUCAGAAAA